Triplophysa rosa is the source of this 724-nucleotide messenger RNA. RefSeq names its product RecQ mediated genome instability 2 (gene rmi2). The record is from RefSeq and is a predicted model, not a curated record. Gene Ontology annotation, biological process: negative regulation of double-strand break repair via homologous recombination; DNA repair; maintenance of rDNA. Lineage: Eukaryota; Metazoa; Chordata; Actinopteri; Cypriniformes; Nemacheilidae. The transcript has 2 exons. Gene Ontology annotation, cellular component: nuclear speck; cytosol. Bases 260 to 709 code for a protein of 149 amino acids.
CCUGUGUGCGGAUAACGGCCAGGCCGCCUCGCCGUCGCGAGAGUUUUUUGGCACACGUCAGCAUGACGUCAGAGCAAGGCGGACGUAACUCGGACACAUUUCUAACCGGCAUGCAUCUUGCGCUGAUCACCGGUGUUCGAUUCUGCGCAGAAUUUGCCCACCUCAAACAAGCUUACGGUGUCUUUUAUUUUGAAACUAUCGCGUCGUUUCCGUUUUUAGGCGCUUCAGAAAAUUACCGCGGAUUCAAUAAGCGCAGAAAAUGAUCGGUGCGAGCUUUAUGUGUGGCGAUAAAACACGAUGUCCUCCAGUGAAAGUGUUAUCCAGCCAGCUGCGUGAGGGAAACGAGUGUCAGGCAUCAAAUGGAAAGCCAGAGUAUGUUAUUAAAAGACUGGGUUCAAACAAUGCCAAUUUAUUACGGCUUUCUGUGGUUUGGAUGCAGGGGACAGUGGUGGAGCUCCAAUGUGAUCUCAGCACCGUACUGAUGCUGGACGAGACUGGAAACUUCCUCGUCACUGGCGUUAACAACGUGCCAAAGGGAAAGCCGUGUCUUAGUCCUGGUAAAUAUGUAAUGAUUAUGGGGGUCAUUCAGUCUCAUAGUCCAGAACCAGUGCUGCGUGCAGUGAAGAUGGCAGAUCUUUCUGACAAUGCCACAAUUCACAGGAAAAACUGGAUGUAUGAAGUGGAAGAUCUCCAGCAGACUUUGCCAUGAAGCUUACUUCUAUUU